UGAAAAGCUUUCGGUUACUUCCUCUGCAAAUUCAGAAAAAGAAAAAGAAAAAGAAAAGAGAGAUUCCCAGGAAGGAGACAAUUGAAGUCAAAUCUGUAGAUAGAUAGAUUUCAAUUUCCCACCGAACCAUCAAAUCUCAUAUCUUUCUUUCAACUUUCAAUUCUAUUUUAUUCUCUUUUCAAUCCCUUUCCUUUUUUUCUUUCUAUAUUGCAAUUGGAAUUCUGGUUUCAUUUUCACAAAAAAUUCUAAAUGGGGAAUGCUCUAAGGUUUCUGUAUAGAAAUUGUUGUGAACCAACCACUCAGGAGUCAAAUCAAUAUCAGUAUGGUGUUCCUCCUCCCUCAGCUAAUCAGUAUCAAUAUGGUGUUCCUCCUCCCAAAGCUGCUGCUACUGCUGGUGGUGUUUCAGCUUUAGCUCAUGAUCUAAAUCACUUUCAGAACACUUCUCAGGUACCUGAGGGGCUCAGUCAGCUGGUUGUAUCUUCAAAGAAAGCUCAAGCUAAUUGGUACACCAAACUGUUGCAGUCAUGGAAAGAAGCGAAAACGGCACCUAAAACACCUGAACAAGCAUCUAGGCUUGUCAUUCAGACCUUAAAGCAUCACCAAAAGGCUGAUGUAGAGGGGUUAUUGAAGUAUUACGGUCUUCCGCUACCACAUAAUCUGGUUGAGGUUCCUGCUGUAGUAACUAAUCCUACUUCACGACCUCAAGGGGUGAAGUUCGAGUUACAUACACUUCCGGUGGAUGCAAAAGCUAUUCCUGAUGGAGAUACCUUAACUGUCUACGUUAACGCUGCGGAUCCUAGAGAAGCUCCCAAUGUGCCCAAGGCUGUACAUGCUGCAGCAUCACAACGAGCAAAAGCACGCGCAGUCAGGGAUUAUCCAAAGGCAGAUGCACUUCAUAAGACCAUCAUUGAUGCUGGUUACAGAGUGCUAAGUGGUACCAACAAUGAGGAUAUUCUUGCAAAGAAGUAUCGUGUUCGAUUCAGGGGAAUUGAUUGCCCAGAAAGUAAAAUGCCCUUUGGACAAGAAGCAAAGCAGGAACUUACGAAGCUGGUUGAAGGAAAAUGUUUGUUAAUUCACGCUUACGAGGAGGAUCGCUAUGGGCGAAUAGUAGGAGAUAUCUACUGCAACGGGAAGUUUGUGCAGGAAGUAAUGCUCAAGAAAGGGUGUGCUUGGCAUUAUGCAGCUUAUGAUAAACGUCCUGAGCUCGCAAAGUGGGAGAAAGAAGCUAGAACUGCUCGUGUUGGAUUGUGGGCUGCAACAAACCCACAAGAGCCAUGGGAAUGGAGAAAAAACAAACGUGCCGGAAAUUAAGUUGUAAGUACCACCUGAAAUGGGACUAUGGAUGACUUCCAUUUCCCUUGCUGAACCAAAUAGGUUGGUCUUACUAAGCCAGAAACCGCAGGAGAUGGAGCCGAUAGAGUGUUUCAUUUUCGCAGAAAGACAUGGGGGAUGACAUCAUAAUGCAUCAUAGAGAUUUCACAUAAGCAGCAUAUUAGCAGGCUAUAUGACCUUCUGACUGAUUACACAAACAGGACUCAGGAUUAAGGGUAUAAUUACAGCAUUUAGAACUGAGCUUUAUAUAAUUGUAUGGUAAAUGUAUUGUCUUAGCGGGUGUAUUUAUGACCAAAUUAUAAUAUUGUUGUAGAAGAAACCAGUAAGUAUUGUUCAUUGCUGUAUUCAAACCAAUGAAUGAGAAAAGAAAAUGCAUUCAUUUGUUGACA
Papaver somniferum (opium poppy) is the source of this 1721-nucleotide messenger RNA. RefSeq lists its product as uncharacterized. Gene Ontology annotation, cellular component: cytoplasm. Lineage: Eukaryota; Viridiplantae; Streptophyta; Magnoliopsida; Ranunculales; Papaveraceae. The record is from RefSeq and is a predicted model, not a curated record. Bases 250 to 1311 code for a protein of 353 amino acids. Gene Ontology annotation, molecular function: nuclease activity; nucleic acid binding. The transcript is spliced from 9 exons.